Molecule: messenger RNA, 2324 nt
Organism: Stegodyphus dumicola
Lineage: Eukaryota; Metazoa; Arthropoda; Arachnida; Araneae; Eresidae
Product: LRP2-binding protein-like
Molecular function (GO): protein binding
Source: RefSeq, a predicted model, not a curated record
UUUAAGAAAGCAAUGUUUGUAAAUACGUUUGUAGAUUUAAAAGCUCGUUUAGAGUUAUUUAAUAUUUUGCAAUGAAGGAUUUAGAGUGGAAAAUUCGAUGAAAUGCUUUUGAUGUAGAUUGUAAAGUUUACCAAUGAACUAACAAGUUUCAAUAUGGCAACAAAAGUGAAACCUCCUGUCGCCGAACAACCUAAUUACUCAUCGACUAAGUGUAAAAAAUCAUGGAAAGCAGUUACAGCCGCUGAACAUUACUUGCAUGAAGGUCGAUAUGGAAAAGCAUUGGCCUUGCUCUUUAAGUAUGAAGAUUGUGAAGCAAGGGCUAUGCUAAUGCUGGCGUACAUGUAUUAUAAAGGACUUGGAGUUGUCGAAGACAUGAAAAAAGCUGUACUGUAUCUACAAAAACUGGCUGCAUUCGAAGAUUUUAGGCCAGGAGAAGAAGCAUUACUGGCUACAGCAUUGUAUUAUCUUGGCGAACUCUAUUACAGAGGAAUUGCUGUAGCUAAAGACGACGUUGAAGCUGAAAGAUGUUGGGUUCGAGGAGCAGUCUUACAGAAAGAUCCUGAAACUGGGUUUCAUUAUUAUGGCUCAGUACAGUGUCAAACAGCUCUAGGGAUGUUCUAUUCAAACCCACUUUUUAAGAACGCAAAGAAAGCUUUUUACUGGCAUAAAAAAGCAUCCGAAUCAGGAAGCGAUGUCUCAGAGGGAGCUUUAGGUGUGAUGUAUAUGCAUGGAAUAGGAACAGAAGUCAAGUUGGAACUCGCUUAUGUAUACCUAGUCAAUGCCACUAUAAAAGGAAACAUUUUUGCCAAAGGCCACUUAGCAGCAUUUUGCUACCGUCGCCAAAUGUAUCACAGAACAGUGACAUUAGGAAGAGAAUUGGCAUCGGAAGAAGAUUUAGAAAGUCUUGCUAGAGAGCGUGAAUGCCCACUCGAACAUGUGAAACAAGGUAUCGCACUUGGUUGCUUUUAUCUGGCACUAUGUAUGCAGCAAGGUUUAGAAAUAGCUCAAAAUAUACAAACUGCUAAGGAGCUCAUUAAAAAAGCCAUACAGUUAUCACCAGAUAUUGCUUAUGAUCUUCACAGCAAAGCUAUUCUGGGUAUGGCUUGACUAAUUUUGUCAAGAUUCAAAAUAAACAAGAUCAGGAAACACCUCUUUCUGCAUGCUGGCCAUUAAUGUUCAAAAUUUAUCAUAUAAAGCAGCUUUUAUCACAAAAAAGCUCGGACAUUUAAAACAGGAAAAAAAGGUAUUACUAAUGGUCAAAAUGAUUCGUAAAUAAUUCAAGAAUACUUCUCAAUAAAUUAAAUCUUCAUGUACGAGUUGCGGUUUGGAUGCUAUCGUAAUUACGCACACAAAUUAAUAAAAUCAUUUGCUUGGAAAUGGAGAAUAUUCCUUAUUAUCCAUGCAAAUACUAUUCCCAAGAAAUAUACACAGAAUCUGUAUUCAAUAAUAUAGUUACUUACUUAGAACUAUCGUCGAAAAUUAGUAUUUCGUCCGAAAAUUAAAAGAAAAAAGUUUUUGUAAUAAAUGUAUCUGUCGUACAGUAAGUGAUGCUCAAAAUAAAAAGUAUAAGCAUGUUUCUUUCAGAUUUUUCUAAAAAUAAUUAAUCACAGCUUAUAAAUGUGAAAGUCAUGUGAAAGUUCUACAUCUGCAAUAUAAUGUCGCAGAUGUAGAACCAGAAAUCCCUGCUCGUACGUGUAGCACUGAGAAAGCGGUAUUCAUGGAUGAUAAUCAGUUUUUGCUUCAAAAUUAUUUUGAAUUUUUAUAAGAACAUUGCGGCAGAGUGAGUUGUUACCUAUGUCUAGAUCGCGGAAUAAGGUGAAUAAUCGUUGGUGAAUUGAAAAUAAAGGUAAUCUCAAAUUCUGGUUGCAAGAUAGUUCAGAGUAAAGUCCUCAAAAGUCAAAUUGCUGCGAGUCGAAUACUUGAUAUAAAAGCAGCUGACGAGUCAAAGCACUUUUUUAACAAAAUUCAAAAGCAAUUUUAGCAAAAGAAAAGUAAAUAAAUAAAUGAAGUAAAUUUUAGAUUUCGUUUGCUGAAUAUUUAUGAAACUACGCAUGGCAAAAUUCAAAUUGUUUUUUAGUUCUAUCUGAAGUGUAAAGGCUAACUCCAAGAAAUUUCUAUUGGUUGUACACUGCUGGCCACCCAAAUUGCAACACCAAGAAAGACCAGAGAUAUCACAACAAAAUUUAUUCAAUAAUAUAGUUACUUACUUAGAACUAUCGUCGAAAAUUAGUAUUUCGUCCGAAAAUUAAAAGAAAAAAGUUUUUGUAAUAAAUGUAUCUGUCGUACAGUAAGUGAUGCUCAAAAUAAAAAGUAUAAGCAUGUUU